CAAAAUUAAAAAAUUAUAUGUUUUGUUUAGUAUUUGAGAACAUGUACAAGUAGUUCCAGCUCUAUUAAAAAAUUUUAAUUAUAAUAAUUUAUUAAGUAUGUCAGAGAAAAAGCCGAAUCCUUUGGAUAUAAAUGGAUCCAACUUUAAUCCAAAUAUGUAUCUAGAAAAGGUAUUCAAGGAAUAUUCUUUGAAACAAAUAUUGGAUCAUGAAAUUGAAGUAGUGAAGGAUACGCAAACAUUACACUCAGACAUGCAGACUUUAGUAUACGAAAAUUAUAACAAAUUUAUAUCUGCUACAGACACAAUAAAAAAGAUGAAGAAUGAUUUCAAAAAAAUGGAGACACAAAUGGAUCUGUUGGCUUCCAAUAUGGCUACAAUAACAUCUUUUUCAGACAAAAUAAAUGAUACAUUGCAAGAUACUAGACAAACAAUUAGUAAGUUAUCUCGAAUACAUGCUCUUUUACAGAAGUUACAAUUUCUCUUUAAACUACCAACUACACUUAAAGCUCGAAUGGAAGAAAAAAAUUAUGUUCAAGCUACACAAGAUUAUCUCCAUGCUCAGCGUGUGUUACAUCAAUAUGGUGAUAUGCCUUCUUUUCAAGGUAUCAAAGGAGAUUGUGAAUUGAUUUUAAUUGAACUGAAGAGAGAAUUAAGAAAACAAUUUGGUAAUUCAGAUGCAUCUGCUAAGGAAUUAGCAGAAGCUGUUGAUUUACUAUUAAAGUUAGAUGAACCUGCUAAAGAGUUAUGCAUGGAAUUUUUGUCUUGUGCUGAAAAACGUUUGGCAGAACAGUUAGUUAUGUUAAAAGAUCAAAGUGAGCAGCGUGAUAUUAUUGAGUUUGUUGAUCUAGGUUGUUCGGGUUUCUUAAGUGAUCUGUGUUUAAUUGUUGCUUCAUUCCAUGAUAUGUUUAUAAAUAGACUGCAUAUGGAAAAUAUUGAAAAUAGUGAUAUAUUUGAAAAUUUUGCUGCAGUUGAAUUAGACAGUUUUGUACAAGAUAACAUGAAAAAAUAUUUUGAACUUGUCCAAAAUAAAGUUGAUUCAGAGCAAGAUGUUGGGGAUACUUCUAUAUUGGUGCAAGCACUUGACAGAUUUUACAAAAGAAUAGAGAGUAAUACUCUCUGUAAAGAUAUUGACUUUGCUAAUGUUGCAGCAGAAAUUGUUAUAAAUGCAGCCAGAAAACAAUGCAAAUCUCACUUACAGAUUCUUAAGAUGCAUUUUGCUGACACAUUAACCAAAAUUAGGCAAGCCCUAACUACUCCAAAACUAAUUACCCAGGAAGAAUCUUCAAAAAAUUUAAAUGAAUUAUUAAAUUCAUUGGUCAUUACUAUUGUGGAAAAAGUAAAAGGAGUGUUACAAGAUUUAGUAAUUUUCUUACAACCUAAUAUUAAUUUUGCUUAUAAACCACAAUUCAAAGAUAGUUUUUGCAUAGAUAAUGUUAGGGAAGGUUUAAUAGUUUGUUUCCUUCACCAUUUAACUGCUACAGCAAGAAGUUUUUGCACUAAAGGUGCAUCUGACCCAAAAAUUCCACCAACUCUCUUACUUUUGUUAUCUAAAUUCUGUGUAGAUUUUCAAAAUGGCCAUGUCCAUUUUAUAUUAUCUCAGACAGAUGAAUUAUUUAAUAUAAAUGCUCAAGAAAAUCUUGCUGUCUCCAAUGAAAUAGAAAUUACAAAUUCAAUGCAAGAGUCUGCACAAGAAUUGCUAAAUUUUUUUGUUAGAAUUCAAGGUCUUAACUGCUCGCAAAUGUUAAGAAAAAGUGUAGAAACAAGAGAUUGGCUUAACACUAUAGAGCCAAGAACUGUUAGAGCUGUUAUGAAGAGAGUAGUGGAAGAUAUUUCAGCCAUUGACUCAACUGUAACACAGUUAUAUGAAGAUCAUGGAAACAAUGGUACUGAACAUAGUAGUGAUUCUAGUCGUAAAGCACAUAGUAUUUCCCUGCCAAGACACCAGUACAGAUCGAAUUGGUCUAAUUAUACAUCUAAUCCUUUGGAUUCUGCCCUAGUUUCUAAUAUGCACAGAUUAUUUAGUGAAAGAAUAGAUAUUUUCUCAUCAGUACAAUUCAAUAAAGUGUCUAUAUUAACAGGAAUUAUUAAAAUAAGCUUAAAGACUUUUAUGGAAUGUGUAAGGCUUAAAACAUUUAGCAAAUAUGGAUUGCAACAAAUCCAAGUGGACACACAUUAUUUGCAAUUAUAUCUUUGGAGGUUUAUUGCUGAUGAAAAUUUGGUACAUUUUUUACUGGAUGAAAUAUUAGGGUCAGCUGCCCAUAGAUGUCUAGAGCCAGUUUUAAUGGAACCAAGUGUUGUUGAUAUAAUUUGUGAAAGGGGAUAAUUAAUGCAAUGCUAAUAUUUAUUGGAUAGAUAAAUUAAAUACCCCAAAUAUAUAUGUGUGUAUUCCAUAACUUUUCUAUAUGUUUAUUGCAAUUAUUCUUUUCGUAUUUUGUAAGUUUUAAAAUCAAAUAUAUUUAUCUGUUUUUAUUAAUUAUUUUAUUAAAC
This is a messenger RNA of Diabrotica balteata, 2487 nucleotides long. NCBI's taxonomy places the organism in Eukaryota, Metazoa, Arthropoda, Insecta, Coleoptera, Chrysomelidae. The record is from the annotation of a GenBank genome assembly.